ACAUCCAGAGAUUUUGGACUUGGAAAUUUGUCGAAUUUUUGAAGAAUGACACAUGAAACUGCGGAAAACCCUUCGGAAGGAGCGCUGGCGACGUUGCCGAUUUUCGACCGGGAAUUUCGAGUCUUCGGCCCGCCUGUCGUGAGCGAAGCCAUCAAGAGACACCAGAAAGAACUGCAGGCGGAGCCCAGGAAGUGGAAAUCGUUGAGGGGUUGCUGGAUGGAGCCUAUGGGACUGGCAAAGUUGGUGGGGGUGUGCCCGAAAGUGGGAACCUGCAACGUGAACAACCCCUACCUGUUCAAGCGCAGACAGCUACCGUUGACAGCUGAUGGCUCGCUUACUAUGGUUAUGGAGUUGUCGGACAUCAAGUACGACCAGUGCGACCACAGUAAAGGGAAAAACAGAAACAGACAUGCAGAGAUAGAUUCCUUCAUCGAGAAGUAUAAUGACUUAAGCCGGGACGAGCUGGCAGCGGCCGUUAUGAUUCCUAGCAAGGAACUCUUUGGUCACACCAUGCAGGAGAGAGUGCCAUGCGUUGGCUGCCGGAGGAGCAUGGAGCAGAUGUUUACGCGACUGCGGGACCAGCACCAUGUGAGGGCGCUAGAGCCCCUGGUCAUCACGGGCCACUCGGAGCUGUCUCUGGUGACGGAGCUGCUGUACGAUCCCAGAAAAAUGUACAGUCUCUUCCAUUUACACGGGUCCAAACUGGAUGAUCUAGUCAACACGCUACACAAGAACAAGAAGAAUCGUCGCUGCUUGCUGCAUUCACUAGAUAAUCACAAGACCAAACAGAUAUCGACAUGGAUUGACAUCUGGGAAGUUAUGGAGAAGCCUUGCAGGGAAGAGGUCACCUUCGUUCUGGCAUCCAGUCUACAUAGCACAACAGAGGCAUACCUGAGAAAACACAGGUUUUGUGGGGAGUGCAAGACGAAGGUCAUGCGAGCCUACAGUAUCCUGGUAGGGGAGGUGCAGCCCUGCGAGGAGAAGGGCUACUGUAGCGCCCUCUAUGAGGGAAUACGGUGCUGUCCGCGAGACAAGCACAUCCACCUGCUGUGUGAGACGGACUUCAUCGGGCGGCUGAUAGCCAGGGCAGAGCCAGAGCUCAACGGCAUACGGAGAGAAAGGCAUGCCAAGACCAUCGAUAUUGCUCAGGAGGAAGUGUUAACGUGUUUAGGGAUCCACAUCUUUGAGCGGCUGCACAAGAUAUGGCAGAGCCUGCGCGCUGAGGAGCAGACAUUCCUGCUGCUGUUUCAUGCCGGGGUUCAAAAACUGGAGAAAGCACUUGAGAUGGCUCUGGAGGCCAAACAGGGUAUGUCCAAGCUGGAGCAAGUUUGCGAGGAGAUCACGGAGGCCGACCGGCUCAAGCAGCAGAAACGGGACCAGAAGAAACAACGGCGCAAGGCCCGCAAGAAGAACAAGAACACGGCCGAGGGCGGGGAGGCAGAAGAGGAGGGGCGGGGUCAUCUUGAGGAGCCAGGGGAGGGGAAAGUGGAGCACAAGUGCCAGCAGGAAGGCAGCGGAGAAGGAAAAUGCUUGUGUGACAACGACGAGAAUGACAACACAGACGUACCUUGCAAGGCGUGCGACGCCCACUACAAGACGUCGCCCGCGCCCGACGACCCGCGGCACACAUUACGCAACGACCCAGACUACUCCAGCGGGAUUGACUGCGGGGAGGACUGCGGCCACAGCUCACGGGAGAGCUCAGAGGUGGCGUGCUCUGAGGGCAUGUGCAACCACGACGUGGGGUCAAUACAGGGUGAAGAUUUGCAAGAAGACUCUUGCGGUCAGGAUCUGUCGCAAGAACAAGAUGAGAUCUGCGUGGACAGUACAGUGUGUCAUUCCACGUCGGACAGCACGGUGUGUCCUUGCGAUCAUCGAUCGUCUUCCCAGCAUUCCAAGUGUGACGGAGGCAAACCGCUGGACUGUGUGCACUGCGACGAGGAACAAGAGUCCCAGGUAACAGAAGAAGUCGACCAGGUCAAGAAAAUCUGCCAGUGUUCGACAGAAGCUCAGCUCCGACGUGCAGUGGGCUGGACGUCCACGCUGCUGGACAUGUUAGAGGGUUCGUGUUCGUCGGACGACGAGCCAGUCAUAUCGCCCGAGGAGAUCAGACGGUUCCGCGACAGCCACAAGUCCCUAGACCGGCAGCGCAAGAAGCUCCGCGCCAAGAUCCGGCACCGCUACAACAAGAAAUUUGCCCUGCGGCAGGGCGCCACCAACCAGGGCGAUGGCUUCACGGUCCAAAUCCAGAGCCUUGUGCAGGAGAUCGGCCGCGUCACCCUGGAGUAGACGAGUAUUAUUUAUUGCUAUCAACGCCGUUAUUUAAAACAAACACAAAGAAACGGGCAUUGUGUUUUUUUGGACCUUUCCUUGUUAGCAGAGCUGUAGUCAAGUCAAUUUCUAGUGAAAACACAAGCCAGGUCACAAGAAGAAAGAGGUAGAAAACGACAGAGGAAUGCCCUUUUUCAUAGUCAUUUGAAUAGCUUGUCUCCAUCGCUUUCUACUAAAUAACAAGUGAUUGACUUAAAGGUAGAGUAGAUCAUUUGCAUCUAUCCCAAAAGUAACUGACCAAAAUAUUGUUAAAAAGCUGAUUUGGUU
Molecule: messenger RNA, 2598 nt
Organism: Patiria miniata (bat star)
Lineage: Eukaryota; Metazoa; Echinodermata; Asteroidea; Valvatida; Asterinidae
Gene: ggnbp2
Product: gametogenetin-binding protein 2-like
Exons: 14
Coding region: 46-2289 (747 amino acids)
Cellular component (GO): cytoplasm; nucleus
Source: RefSeq, a predicted model, not a curated record